UAUAAAUGUUUCAGCAAUCUGUGAGUUUUUAGGCUCAGAUCCAAUUCACUUUUUCACAACUUGUAAAGCUGAAAACAUUCUGAAAACAUUUUUUGUCCAAAGCGACCAAAAGCUUAUACAAAAAUGACUGCUGGCAACAAAAAAAAGCCAGACUGGCUCCAAAAUGGCUCCUACACACAGCUGGCCGGCGAGAAGGAGUUUUUCGAAUUGUCAAAACAAUAUGCCAAUAUCGUUCUGCUGUUCCAUCGCACUGGCGACCAGCAGUGCCGCAUCAUGGACACGCACCUGAAGCUCCUGGCCGCCAAGCAUCUGGAGGCCAAGUUCUGCAAAAUUAAUAUCGAGGAUGCCAAAUUCCUGCAGCAACGCCUGCGCAUCAAUCAUACACCCGAGAUUCUGCUGGUGAAGGACCGAAUGACAACUGACUAUAUUGUCGGCUUCCAGGAGCUGGGGGGCAACUGUGACAGCUUCUCCACGGCGAUGCUCGAGCGCCGCAUCGCCAGAUCUGGAACCAUUUCGUACAAAGGGAAGCAGAAAAAGACUUGUACACAUUACACACAAAGUACCUAGAAAUACACAAAUUAUUGCUUCGAUUAUCGGGGGACAGGCUGCUGCUGUUGUUUUGUUGCUGUUGCUCUGCAACACUUUCGUAAGACAUUAACUUCAAUUUGUUAAUAAAGUUUAAGCUAUGAAAUAACGAAUC
Molecule: messenger RNA, 700 nt
Organism: Drosophila obscura
Lineage: Eukaryota; Metazoa; Arthropoda; Insecta; Diptera; Drosophilidae
Product: thioredoxin domain-containing protein 9-like
Exons: 2
Coding region: 124-567 (147 amino acids)
Biological process (GO): microtubule cytoskeleton organization
Cellular component (GO): cytoplasm
Source: RefSeq, a predicted model, not a curated record